AUGGCAGACGUGUGCUUGCCGAUUCGGGGACAGUCGCUAUCCUUUGUGGAUGAGACCAGCGAAACACGCGCAUGGUACGCGGAUGAGGAUGAACUGGCUCAGUCGUCUCAAGUUUCUCCAUCCGGGAAGGAAGCGGAAACGAUUCCGGUCCUGUAUCCAUCGUUUGAGGAUACCAUUCUUACCAGCUCCCCACUCACGCAUGACCGCGCCGGCGGGGUCCAUGGAACCCCUUCUGAAUUACACUCUCCCUCGAGCAUCCUCUACAGCUAUUUCUCCACUUUGCCCAUCGAGAGUCCGAAAUUGGUUGAUCCACAGGAAGCAUUUCUGCUACGUCACUAUAUCUCGACGCUUGGUGUUGCGCUGGAUGUCUGCGAUUCACACCGGCAUUUUAGCAGCGUAGUGCCCGACCUAGCAACCCGGUUGCCUGUUCUCCUCAAUGCUGCCCUGGCGGCGUCCGCCCAUCAUCUGUCACGGGUGACCAAUUAUGAUCCACUGGUCGCGGAUAUGUACCAUGAACUGUGUGUGGAACUGCUGAUCCCUCUGCUGGAUGAACUAUCCUUUAUUCCGGACGAAGUCGUUGCCGCAACCGUACUCCUACGGCUCUACGAGCAGAUGUCAUCUGCCAUCACAGGGUCUGAUUGCGCCAGGCAUCUUAGUGGAACUAGUGCUUUCAUGAACUCGGAAAGCACUUGUGCUACCGCAGGAGGGAUUCGUCAAGCUUCGUUUUGGAUCUUUCUGACACAAGAUAUCGACGUAGCCUUGAAUCAUCAACGUCCACUUAAAUUAAAUCUGGACGCAUUCGCUCCGCAAAUGAACGCGAACGUGCUCGGGUAUGACUGGGCGUGGGCUAACCGGAUAGUCUGGAUCACGGCAGAAAUCGUCGCAUUCGCAUUUGCUAGAGACAAGUCUCAAUCACGGCUAGAGGAGUUCAAGACGAAGACUGAAGACUGGUGGCGGCACAAGCCAGACUCCUUCAGACCAUUGCACGUUGCGCAAGGGGCUGUUUUCCCAGAGGUUCACUUUGUUCGACCGUGGCAUGCGAUCGGACUGCAGUACUAUCACACAGCGAUGAUACUGUUAUUGGCAACUGACACGAGUCGUCUCAGACUCGGAGUAGGAUACCGAGAAUCCAGGCAGAUCCUGGAGGCAGAGAUCUCAGCUCAUUUUGCUAUGUUGUUCGGCAUCAGCGCCUGCGGGGACGACGUCCAGGCCAGGCUCGGUGCUUGCCACGUUGUCAGCAUCUGUGCACCCUGGAUCACAAAUCGAACGUAUCAGGAGGAAACUAUCCGCAUCUUGCGACGCCGAGAGCGUGAGAAUUCCUGGCCGACUCGAGCGAUAGCACUGGCUGCUGUGGAGGAGUGGGAGUGGGAACAGGAUGAUCGGCAUCGCGUGUUGGGAUGA
This is a messenger RNA of Penicillium cinerascens, 1401 nucleotides long. RefSeq lists its product as uncharacterized. Gene Ontology annotation, biological process: positive regulation of transcription by RNA polymerase II. NCBI's taxonomy places the organism in Eukaryota, Fungi, Ascomycota, Eurotiomycetes, Eurotiales, Aspergillaceae. The transcript has 3 exons. Gene Ontology annotation, molecular function: DNA-binding transcription factor activity; transcription cis-regulatory region binding. The record is from RefSeq and is a predicted model, not a curated record. Gene Ontology annotation, cellular component: nucleus. The coding region runs from base 1 to 1401 and encodes 466 amino acids.